AUGCAGUGUAUCCUAGCAAUACCGAACACCAUGGCUGUUUGCGCUUUUAACCUAGUGUUUUUAUUUUCACUCGUGACAGCCCUCUCAGGGUUGCCAACUGUCAUUCCAGUAAUAGACGAGAAUGUCACAUUGCCGACCGACUUACAACCGCCGCCAAUAGACGAGAAGGAACAUCAUGCAAUAGUGUUCGUCCUUAGUCUGUACGCCUUAAAAAACAGUAGUAGCAAUGAGCCGGAGGAAAUGAUUCAGAACGAAAUUAUCGAGACUGUACCAGAUAUACUGGAGCCAUUAGCCACCGUUCUUGUAGUGGUGGAGGACGACGAGGAGGAAAAGGAACAUCCACUGGUUGACCUCGACGAUUUCGCUGAGCAGUUGCAGGACGACGGUUACAAGGUCGAAAAGAUCAUUCAUAACGGCAAGACGAAAGUACUCAAGUUGAAAUUGAAUAUAGAAGAGGCGCAGAGUAUGGUGGAAGCGGCUUCAAAGCCGCACGAUGACAUGAAACCCCGUCAAAAGAGGACCACUUGUUUAAGAUGUGGUGGUGGCGGCGGAGGACGUAGACACAGGGGAGGCGGUGGCGGCUGCAACACUUGCGGCGGCCGCGGCGGCGGCGGCAGCGGCAGCUUUUCCCAGUCCUCUGCUUCGGCGCAAUCUUCCUCCGGCAGUUGGGGAAGGGGAAGGAAAUGAGCGGGAACAGUACGCGUAACCACGUGAACAUGUUGCCAUCAUAUAUGAUUAUUACUCGCGACUUUUUUAUCGCGGGUAUUUAGGUGUCAUUUUGAAUAAUACCCCACUAGUGUCUACAAUUUUGAGUAUGAAUAAUCAUGAACAAUCGUUUCAUGCAUUAACUGUUUUAAUGAUGAAAAAAUAUGUUAUGUAACUGUUUGUUUUCCAACUAAUUACAAUAAUACUGGGAUUAAGCAGCAAUUUAUUAUAGUAAAGGAUUAUAGUAAAGCUAAUCGUCUAUUUGCUUCAUUCGCAUAUCAUCAAGAUAGUAGUGACGACAGUAAUUAAUCAUCGAUAGACUCGGAAGAGUAAUACAUACCUUUUCAUAAAUUUAAUUUUCCAGAACAAUGUUGCGCUUACAAACAUCUUUACGAUCGCAGAGCGUGCAAUAAAUAAUGAUUUGAAAUGUUUGUUUCAACAAAUAAAAAUAUACGAUAAAGCUUCUCAAUAAAUCAAUAAUGCAUAAAA
Molecule: messenger RNA, 1194 nt
Organism: Harpegnathos saltator (Jerdon's jumping ant)
Lineage: Eukaryota; Metazoa; Arthropoda; Insecta; Hymenoptera; Formicidae
Product: keratin, type II cytoskeletal 1
Exons: 6
Coding region: 1-687 (228 amino acids)
Source: RefSeq, a predicted model, not a curated record